AUGUCAGGUUCUGAUUCAGAUAACAAAAGGCCUACAAGAAAUUUAAAGUCAGUCAUAGGAUCUACCUUUUUUGCAAUUUAUAAUUUCCUUCCUGUAUUGAUGGUUUAUAUUUAUUACAAAGCCAUCACAGGAAAUUUAAUUUGCAUAGCACUUUCAAUUAUAUAAAUAUAUGCUUAAGCAACUGCCAAAAAAUCUACUUUGUAUAGAAAGUUUUUAACAUACUUCUCAGCUGAAUACUUUUUUGAUGAAUACACUCUUAAGAAAGAAGAAGAACUUGCACCUGAAAAAACUUUACUUGCUGUUCAUCCUCACAACGUUUACACUGUUGGUUUGAGCAUACAUGACUAUGCAGGCAGACUUGGUAAUUAACUUAUUUGUGGAAGUAGAAUGCUCCUCUACACUCCCUUACUUGGUUUGGUUCAUAAGUGGGGUGGAGUUACUACAGUUGAUGCUGCUAACUUGAAGUCAUUAAUGUCCAAAAACAAAAAUAUUAGUAUUCUUCCUGGUGGCUUUGAAGAAGCAACUCUUACCACUCCUAAAGAAAAUAGAGUCUUUAUUAAAAAUAGAAAGGGAUUUAUUAAGUAUGCUUUGAGAUAUGGCUAUAAUGUACAUCCUGUAUACAUAUUCAAUGAAAAUAAAAUUUUCUACACCCUUGAAAAAUUCGAAUAAUUCAGAUUACUCCUCAACAAGCUUAAGUUAGUAGGUGUUAUUUUCUGGUCAAGAUUUGGAUGCAUUCCUGAACCUUGCUCUAAAGUUAAUACUGUUGUAGGAAAAGCAAUCAAGAUGCCUAAAAUAGAAAAUCCUACAGAUGAUGAAGUAGAUAAAUACCAUGAAAUCUAUGUCAAUGCCCUAAAGGAUUUGUUUGAUAGAAAUAAAGCUUUAUAUGGUUAAAAAGAUGAAGUCCUUAAAAUUUACUGA
This is a messenger RNA of Tetrahymena thermophila SB210, 918 nucleotides long. RefSeq names its product diacylglycerol acyltransferase. Lineage: Eukaryota; Ciliophora; Oligohymenophorea; Hymenostomatida; Tetrahymenidae. The record is from RefSeq and is a predicted model, not a curated record. Gene Ontology annotation, biological process: triglyceride biosynthetic process. Gene Ontology annotation, cellular component: endoplasmic reticulum membrane. Gene Ontology annotation, molecular function: diacylglycerol O-acyltransferase activity. The transcript has a single exon.